Molecule: messenger RNA, 2550 nt
Organism: Annulohypoxylon truncatum
Lineage: Eukaryota; Fungi; Ascomycota; Sordariomycetes; Xylariales; Hypoxylaceae
Product: cysteine proteinase
Exons: 4
Coding region: 193-2421 (742 amino acids)
Biological process (GO): protein deubiquitination
Cellular component (GO): nucleus; cytosol
Molecular function (GO): cysteine-type endopeptidase activity; cysteine-type deubiquitinase activity
Source: RefSeq, a predicted model, not a curated record
UUGAGAGCGUUCAAUAAUAUCUUAUAUGUAGUGAUUUAAUUAUCUAUCGUUGACCACUGAGAAAGAGACCCUCUCGGAUGACUGUCGCUGUCGAUUUUAUCCCGUCCUGCUGACCUUCCGCCGCGCUCCGACGCUGGCUCGUCCCGACCGAACUCGCGCUAUCCUUUUAAUUCGGUCGCUUGUAUAUUUGCAAUGGCGAGCUUCCUGAACAUAUGGAAAUCUGGCACCGCCGCGGCGUCUGGUUCGGCAGGCAAAGAUGCGCAAAAGAAGAAGGAAGAAGCUACUCCGGAGUUAACUCCGUUAGAAAAGAUGCUUCAGAAUACUGGCGCGCUCCGGCAAGAUGGAAGCGACAAGUUCUUUGGAAUGGAGAAUUUUGGUAAUACUUGUUAUUGCAACUCGAUCGUCCAAGCCUUGUAUUAUACCGUACCAUUUCGAGAACAGGUCUUAAAAUUUCCGCCGCUGUCGCCGUCAAGUACCCCGAAUGGCAACCGUCCUAGAGUCAAUGUUCAAAUAAGAGCACCGGUUGCGAAUGGAAACGCCCACGGAGGCGCAAAUGGACACAAGAAAGGUCUUACUGCGGCAGAGGCCAUGGAGAGGAGAAAACAGAUCAACUCAGGCCAACCCCAGCCAAUUCGACCCGAGGAUAAGCCAGAUACCCCGGAGUAUAAGAAGAAGCAAGCCAUGCUCAAGGGCCCCAUAUUAGAGCUGACGCAAGAAAGCAAUGAAACCUUUGGUAUGGAUGAGUGCACAUUCACAGGUCUAAGGGAUAUUUUUAUGGCGCUCGUUGAUAGUCAGGUUCGCACAGGGGUCCUUAGUCCUCAGCGAUUCCUGGAGAUUUUCAAGCGUGACAACGAAAUGUUCCGGAACUCGAUGCACCAGGACGCUCAUGAAUUCUAUGGGCUUGUGUUGAACGACAUCAUAUCGAAUGUUGAGAACACAGCCAAGAGAUUGUUGAACGAACAAGCACUCCUUGGUAAGGACGGUAUCGAAGAAUCUCUUAAAGCUGCCUUUGGGGCCGUCGCUAGGACUACCUCAAAUGGUACGAAUUCUCCAGGAACAGGAUGGGUGCAUGAUAUUUUUGAAGGAGUAUUAACAUCAGAGACGAAAUGCCUCACUUGCGAGACCGCUUCUCAGCGCGACGAGACAUUUCUUGAUUUAUCAAUUGACUUAGAGGAGCACACCUCGGUGACUUCUUGCUUACAGAAGUUCUCGGCCGAAGAGAUGCUUUGUGAGAGAAAUAAGUUUCACUGCGAUCAUUGUGGAGGUUUGCAAGAAGCUGAAAAGCGCAUGAAGAUCAAGCGAUUACCCAAGGUGCUAGCACUACACCUGAAAAGGUUUAAGUAUACCGAGGACUAUAGCCGGUUACAGAAGUUGUUCCAUCGCGUGGUUUACCCAUACCAGCUACGAAUGUUUAAUACGACUGAGGAUGCGGAAGAUCCGGACCGGUUAUAUGAGCUCUAUGCCGUCGUCAUUCACAUCGGCGGCAACGCAUACCAUGGACAUUAUGUUUCAGUUAUCAAGACAGAGGACCGAGGUUGGCUCUUGUUCGACGAUGAGAUGGUCGAGCCGGUUGAUAAGCAUUAUGUUAGGAAUUUCUUUGGGGACAAACCGGGUAUGGCUUGCGCCUACGUGCUUUUCUAUCAGGAAACGACGUUCGAAAAAGUGCGCGCCGAACAGGAAGCCGAAGGUCUCGAGGAAGUUAGGAUAGCUAGCGAGAAAGCUGGAGUCGCUCAGGAGGAUGGCCAUCCCAAUGGACAUGUCCCGGGCUUAUCGAGGCAGCUAACGCAGCCGAACCGACCACAUGAAGAAUCCGAGGGAUUAGUUCUGGAUCAUGCUGCCACGGCACCUGACAUGGUCGUCAAUUCAACAAUUCCUUCGCCGGCAUUGCCGCCUCAGGUUGAUGGCGCAGUACCGCCCGUUCCCCCUCUUCCAGCGAGAGUGAACACAAUCAAGAGAGAAUCAAAAUCAAAAGAGGAAAAGAGCCGGGAAAAGAAAGAAGCUAAGGCCCAAGAAAAAGCGAGGAAAGUAGCGGAAAAGGAAGAGCUUAAGGCUAAGGAGAAGAUGCGCAAAGAAUCCUCAUUACGUCUGCGUGAAGCUCGUAAGGCCGAGGAAGAGGACUUAAAGAAAGCUCUCGAAGCAAGCAAAAAGAUAGCCGAGGAAGAGGAAGCUAAACGCAAUGAGCAAAACGACAGCGUCCCAUCACUGCCAAAGCCAAAUAGGGGUAGCAAAUCUAUGUCGAGGAAAAGCUUUGGAUUCCUCAGUAAGGACAGGACGAAGCGGGAUAGUUUAGAUGUCUCCGAAAAUGGGCAUAAUGGAGAGAGCGCGGCACACGCCCACGACAAACCGGAGCCACAUGUCAGGCUUAAGAAGAGCUUCAGCUUUAGUCUUGGUCGGAAGAAGAGCCAAAGUAACCUCUUGUAAGGAUACCUACCAUCCGGAGUUACGGGAACCACAAUCAACAGAAUACUUGCCCACAUGCCUAAGUAGAACGGCAUAAGGGAUACGGCAUAUAUGGAGUUUUGGGAGCAUCAAAAAAGAAAUACGCCGAUU